Molecule: messenger RNA, 1935 nt
Organism: Penicillium mononematosum
Lineage: Eukaryota; Fungi; Ascomycota; Eurotiomycetes; Eurotiales; Aspergillaceae
Product: GMC family oxidoreductase
Exons: 2
Coding region: 1-1935 (644 amino acids)
Molecular function (GO): oxidoreductase activity, acting on CH-OH group of donors; flavin adenine dinucleotide binding
Source: RefSeq, a predicted model, not a curated record
AUGCGACCACUUUUGGUUCUAGUGGGCUUGCUCGCCCGGUUGAUUCUUAGCGAGGCUGUUGAGCUAUCAGGCUAUGAGUACAUCGUGGUCGGCUCUGGGGCAGGAGGUGGUCCUUUAGCAGCUCGACUGGCCUUGGCAGGUCACAGCACCCUUCUUAUCGAAGCUGGAGAUGACCAGGGAGCAAAUGUGAACUAUACCGUUCCCGCUUUCUCCGCGGCAGCUUCUGAGGAUGAAGCCCUGGCAUGGAACUUCUACGUCAAGCACUACGCCGAUGAGUCUCGGCAAAAGCUCGACUUCAAGACAACCUACGAGACACCCGACGGCCAAGAGUAUACGGGGUUGAACCCACCUGCCGGUUCCACAAUGAAGGGCACACUUUAUCCCCGUACCGGAACCCUUGGUGGUUGUACGGCGCACAACGCCCUGGUUACCGUCUACCCACACGACUCCGACUUUGACUACCUUGCCACACUCACCGGAGAUGCGUCGUGGUCACCCGACAACAUGCGCAAGUACAUGGAGCGUAUGGAGAACAACCGCUAUCUGCUCCCGUUGCUUAAGGGCCACGGUUACGAUGGUUGGUUAAGCACCGAGACCGCACCGCUGGAUAUUGUCCUGAAAGAUCCUCAGCUUCUUAGCUUGUUGCUUGGCGGAGCAUUUUCGCUAGGCAAUGUGACGAAUACGGUUUUCAAUCUCGGUACCCUACUCGCUGGGGACGCAAACUCGGCCGCAGCCCACCGCGAUACCACACCGGGAUACUAUCAAGUCCCGCUAGCGUCGGAUGGAAGCUCCCGUAACGGUCCUCGUGAGUUUGUGACUGCCGUUAGGGAUGCAAAGAAUGCCGACGGGUCUAAGAAGUUCCCUCUCGACAUCCGUAUGAACUGCCAUGUGACCAAGGUCACCUUUGACGAGAGCACCCCUCCGCGCGCUACGGGCGUCGAAUUCCUGGACGGCAAGUAUCUGUAUAGCGCCAGCCCGCGCUCCAAGACCGCCGGCAAGGGAACACUAGGAUCAGCGACAGCUUCGCGCGAGGUUAUCGUCUCCGGCGGUGUGUACAACUCGCCCCAGAUCCUGAAGCUUAGUGGUAUUGGACCAGGGGAGGAGCUGCAGAAGUUUGGAAUCAAGGUUAUCUCUAACCUUCCAGGCGUUGGAACGAACCUGCAAGACCAUUACGAGGUUGCGGUACAAGGCCAUGUCCCGAAGAACUUCACUGCCCUUGAUGGAUGCACGUUCAAUCAUGGUAAUGAUCCUUGUCUGGACCGUUGGAAUAACCCAGUCCUUGGCAACCACGGCAUCUACUCGUCUAAUGGAUUCGGAGCUGCUAUGCUGUACAAGAGCUCCGUGACUGCAGAUGAUAGCUUCGAUGUCUUUGUGUUCGGCGGACCUAUCAACUUCCGUGGAUAUUUCCCUGGAUACGGUGUUAAUAUCACCGAGCGCCAUGACUGGUUUACCUGGGCGCUUCUGAAAGCCCACCCUCGUAACACAGCUGGGACUGUAAUGCUCCGCUCUGCCGAUCCGCUCGACAUGCCCGAUAUUACUUUCAACUACUUUGACACCGGCUCUGGUGACUAUGAAAAGGAUUUGGAGGCUAUCACAGAGGCUAUUGGCGUUGCGCGUGGCGCCUUCGACCGUCAGGUGGUUGAUGUAGCUGAAGUGCUCCCUGGUGAUGACGUCCAAACUGAUGAGGAGAUCCACGAUUACAUCAAGAAUACGGCCUGGGGUCACCACGCUUCCUGCACUUGCCCAAUUGGAACCGAUGAUGAUCCUAUGGCUGUUUUGGAUUCGGACUUCCAAGUUCGUGGAGUCUCGGGCCUCCGCGUUGUGGAUGCGUCUGUGUAUCCCCGUAUUCCUGGAACAUUCACUGCUCUUUCCACGUUCUUGGUGGGCGAGAAGGCAGCCGAUGUGAUCCUGGAAGCAGCGAAAACGAGCCAGUGA